GCCGGCGCCGCCCGGGGGGACCGGGCAGCCGGCGGGAACGGCAGUUCAGCCCCGCUAGUUUGGCUGCCGUGUUUGCCAGGCCUCUCGGACACGGGGGACGGCUUACUUCUGAGCUGAGGGCUUGGAAAGGCUCCCCGUGGCCAGCGCUUUCGUGGCCUAGGUCUGUGAAUCAAGUGUGUGUGGAAAAAUCACUCAUGUUCAGAAGUAACACCCCUUAUCCUACUGAUACCGUUGCUGUCUCUGGUGGACAUGAUCUGCUCUUCUGUGUGCAGCUGGAUGACGCAAAGCUGAACUAUUUCCAACAGCCACAGGAUAUCAAAGAAUCUGAUUUUUGUAAGUUCUUAGAGAAGUAUGGCAAACACUCUUUCUUAGCACCGUCAGAAGUCCAGCCAUCAUUCUCUGCCUUUUACCGGGCUGGUGACCCAAUCCUAAUCUACUUUGAUUCAUCAUCUGUACUGAGCACGCUUAGACAGCCAGUAAAAAUGGGAGCCAGUGGACUUUGUGUUGAUGGAAAUCCUGCUGGCUUCCUGGACAGUAAAAGUACAAGCUGUACUCGGAUUUUUGCCAACUUGAGCAAGAGCUGCAUUACUGACCCUGCCCUAGAUGCUGCCUCCUACUACCGUGACUUCACUGUGCUAAAGGUCCCAAUUAAUGACAACAUUGUGCAGUCCAUGAAGGUAAAGGUCACUGCAGUCGCACCACCUGGAGCUCCCCACAUGAAAGACAACACAUGUAACAAUGUUGUUUCAGAGGUGAUCUAUGAGAUAGAAUUCAGUGGCACACAUGGGAUUCAGAGUGUUUCUGUCCGCUUCAAAGUGAGCAACAUCUCUGAGAACUCGGGAUCCUCUCUGCAGCAGCACUUCACUUUGCACUUCUGGACCAGGACUCUUUCUCAUAUGUUGCCUAGAAGUGGAAACCCUGGCUAUAUCACUGGAGCACCACUGUUGAUUGCAAACAGUGGUGCCAAGCAGCAUAUGAGCAUUUUACGGAGCGAAGGUGAUGGAAGUUGCUCACAGUUCAUCAGACACACAGUACAAUUUGGAAGAAAUAUGAGGACAGACUGCAAGCUCAGCCUAUCCCCAAUACUGGAAGAAAGUAACUGUAGUUACAUCCAGCAGAAGUUAUACAAGGCUUUUCAGGGGAUGAACAGAGCAGAGGACCUUGCUAUAACUGGUAGUGCUCAUUCAACCCAGGCAGAAGAGUGGACAACCAUUCUGAUUCAGAAGUGCAGUGUGCAGGCUGUGAAUUGCACUUCCUGUUGCAUGGUUCCUGUGACCCUGGAGAUACAGAUAUUGUGGACGAAGGUGGGCCUCCUGUCCAACCCACAAGCUCAAAUACUGGGUGCACGGUACUUUUAUCAGUGUCACCCCCUGAAGCUACUAAGCACAAGCAGGGUACCUUUGACAACUGUCGUUACCUUCACUGACAUGACAGAAUGGCCAGAACCUCCACGAGGCCAGCCCCAAAUGCACUGGAAACUCCCAUUUGACAUCUUUUUCCCAUUCAAGGUGGCACUGAAUUUGGAAAGAAGUUAUAGAGGUGAUCUGGCUGGCUAUUUUUUAUUGAUUCUAAUAAUGUCUAGUAUUCUCUGCUUUUGAAAAGUCACAUAGAUGGGGCCUGUACUUAAAGUUCAGUAAGUGAAUUGAUACAUUCAGAAAAUGAUCCAGACCAUAGACUUUUCUCCUCAGGUUCUUAUACUGUGCCUAUGAUACCUGUGUGCCUUCUGUUUAUGGAUUAAGCCACAUGACUAGCUUCUGUCCUGUGUGCUCUCAUGCCCCUAUUCUGUGUAUGCACCAUCUGUGAACCUCACUGCAGUGAAACUCUUGAGAGAUGGAGGGAUCAGGAGACGUUGCAUUAAUGAGGAACAAGGAGGAGGAUGUUAAAAUGACCGUUCCAUGUUCCCAGAAACCAAGAGUGCUUUAUAAACAUAGGAGUACGGAGAGAGGUUCAAAUCCAAGGAUUUUGGAGCUGCAUUCAGUCAUCUUCCUGUUGGAGAAGCACCUGAUUUUUCUACAUUAAACUAACUGAACAUCUAAAAUACAGGAGUCCUCCCAGGUGACCUGAAUUAUUAUUUUAUGAGUAGACAUGUCUGCCAGUCACCUUUCACCUGCCCUUGUUACUUGACAACCAUACCUCUGUGACAGUUUU
Haliaeetus leucocephalus (bald eagle) is the source of this 2148-nucleotide messenger RNA. RefSeq names its product tectonic family member 3 (gene TCTN3). Lineage: Eukaryota; Metazoa; Chordata; Aves; Accipitriformes; Accipitridae. The transcript has 13 exons. The record is from RefSeq and is a predicted model, not a curated record. Gene Ontology annotation, biological process: smoothened signaling pathway; cilium assembly. The coding region runs from base 195 to 1598 and encodes 467 amino acids.